GGUGACAAAGGCUCUGCUGGAGCCCCCGGGUCCCCGGGUGUCAAGGGGGAGCCUGGAGCCCCUGGUCCAGAUGGGCCCCCAGGGAAGCCGGGCAUCGACGGUCUGACAGGAGCGAAAGGGGAGCCAGGGCCUGUCGGUGGGCCAGGACUCAAAGGCCAGCCCGGACUCCCAGGGCCACCGGGGCUCCCCGGCCCUUCGCUGCCAGGACCACCUGGGCUUCCAGGCCAAGUUGGGCUUCCUGGAGAGAUCGGGACGCUGGGACCUAAGGGUGACCCUGGACCUGAUGGCCCGCAGGGUCCUCCAGGCCCUCCAGGAAAACCGGGCCCCCCAGGACACAUCCAAGGACUGGAAGGCAGCGCUGAUUUCUUGUGCCCGACCAGCUGCCCACCAGGUCCCAAGGGCCCCCAGGGACUGCAGGGACUGAAGGGACACAGAGGCCGCCCCGGUGCCCUCGGGGAGCCUGGCAAGCAGGGCAGGCAGGGCCCCAAGGGUGACGUUGGCCUCUCUGGAGAACAAGGUGUCCCAGGCCCCCCGGGUCCGCAGGGCUUGAGGGGUUACCCCGGGAUGGCAGGACCCAAGGGUGAGACAGGUCCUGCUGGUUACAAGGGGAUGGUUGGGACCAUUGGAGCGGCUGGACGGCCAGUGAGUGCCCACCCUCAUCCCUGGGGGCUGCGGGGCAGGGGGGGGGCCCUGCACUUCACUGGUGGCCGUGGCAUCAGGGGACCCCAAGGAGACAUCGGCCCCAAGGGGGAGAAUGGUCUCCCAGGCAUUGAUGGCAAAGAUGGGACCCCAGGAAUCCCAGGUGUGAAGGGCAGCGUGGGACAGGCUGGCCACCCAGGGCAACCAGGACACCGGGGACAAGCUGGCUUGCCAGGCCAGCCAGGAAGCAAAGGUGGCCCAGGAGAUAAGGGUGAAGUGGGUGCUCGGGGACAGCCCGGUGUCACCGGUGCCCCGGGGCAGAUUGGUGAACCUGGACCUCGGGGUGAGCAGGGACCACAGGGUGUCCAGGGCUUGAAGGGUGACCGGGGUGAGCGUGGCCUCGUGGGUCCUCCUGGCGAGCAGGGAAAACCC
Antrostomus carolinensis (chuck-will's-widow) is the source of this 1071-nucleotide messenger RNA. Its product is annotated as collagen alpha-2(IX) chain. The transcript has 20 exons. Gene Ontology annotation, biological process: extracellular matrix organization. The annotation marks the transcript as partial. Lineage: Eukaryota; Metazoa; Chordata; Aves; Caprimulgiformes; Caprimulgidae. Gene Ontology annotation, molecular function: extracellular matrix structural constituent conferring tensile strength. The record is from RefSeq and is a predicted model, not a curated record.